AUGCAGCAAGUAUUAACUUCUGUUUAUGACCUAAGUAGGCAGGGGAUAUAAUUUCUGACUGAUUUAUGUAUUAAUUAUCAACCUUAAGCCCACAAUGUCUCGUGCUCUUGGGAUUUGCUGGGGUGAAGGGUUGUGAUCAACGAAGUUCAUGUUACUAUUGAUUGAAAUUCACUUUUGCUUUUUUUUUUUCUCAAAUUCAGUUUUCUGUAUUCUUGUGGGAAAUCUAGAACUAAGUUUCAAGGUUUUUAUAAAUGGUGGAUUGGGGUAGAACUGGUGUGGACUUUUAGUUGUACUGCACAAAAACACCUACACAUGAAUGAAAGAAUGAGGAAAUUUGAGGUCAGUGUGUACAGUCAACUUGUUCAAUGAAAAGAUUAUCAGAUAGUAAGUUUUUGAAUUUAUGUCUGUCUGUAUUGGUUUUGGAUGAAGUGUACUAGAUUCUUUGCUACUGAUUGACAUUUGUUCAGCAUUACUUAUUACUAUCACUUGGAAAUGUGGGAUUCAUUUUGUGAAUGAUUUUAAGAUAUGACGUUUUUAACGUAAAUUUUAUGGGGUUUUUGUUAGAUAAUAAUUGGACAAUCCAUUUCUAAAUUUUAUUACUUAACAAAUAACUUACUACUUGAAAUACGAAUCCAAUCAGAAAGAAAAAAGUCAAACUACAAGAGCAAAAAAAAAAUUCAUUUUAUUUAGAUUUUCAGACUCAUUCAUUGUUUACAACCAGUUUAGAAAGAUUUUAGAAUGAUCUUAGAUUCAUAAAUAAUAUAGAUUUAAAGAUACUGUCAUAUAAUUUGGUUAUCAAAUGAUUAUCACUGAUGCCACAUGGAAAGUAUGGUGAGGAUUUAACUUCAGAUAAGGAAACGAAUGAAUCUUAUAAUCAUUUCUUGAACUAUAUUUUGGUUUCUUUGUUGGUAUUAUCUUUAGGUGGGUGAGAACAUGUGCUUGCAUCUAUGUUAUCGGCAAAGGACCUAGUUUUAUCCUCAGUAUAAAUUCAUGACUGAAAUUAUGUCACAUGUUGUAGGUAGGAGUUGAUUAUAUUUAAUCUUGGAAUUAUUUUGUAUUGACAAUAUUUUAUUAAUUUGGAUAUUACAUUGAAUCUAUUAAGUUUCGGGUUGACAUGAAAGUAUAAAUAUUAUGUGGUCCUUACUUACCCUUUGAAUCUUUGAGUUUCAGAUUGAUGCUUUGUAAGCUCAGCUCGCAAGCUCGUUAUGAAGCUCAGCUCGUUAGCUCGUUAUUGAGCUCGGCUCGUUAGCUCGUUAUGUAGCUCGGCUCAUCAGCUCGUUUAUAAGCUCGAUGGCUCGGCUCGUUAUGCAUUAGCGAUCCUAGAUCGAUUAUCGGCUCGAUAUUGGCUCGUUCAACAGACUCGCGAACGGCUCGCGAACAGAUCGCGAGCCAGCGAGCUCGAAUACGAGCUGCAUUUUCGUGCAGCUCGGCGAGCUCGAGCCACUGCUCGGCUCGAGUGAACAGUAACCGAGCUGAAACCGAGUUUCUCUGUGUUCGGGCUCGGCUCGGCUCGGCUCGGCUCGAAUCCAGCCCUACUCCAAGGAGCACGCAAACCCAACCGAAAUUUGAUUGGAAAUUUCAAAGUCUUUCUUUUCUCUCACUCAAAUGGGUUCGGGCAACAGUAGACUCCGGUCGGGUCAUUCUCUUCCCCGGGUCAGUUGCCGAUCAAAAUUACUCUCGUCUCUCCUGUGCGGUGGCUCCUCCACUCGCGCUGCUCCCAUCGAGAUGGAGGAGUAUUCCAAUGUAUAUCUGGUGAGUUCAGCAGAACAGUGUCCUCCCUUCACUGACGUGGUCCAAAAUCUCCCUAGUGGUUCUUUGAUUAGCAGCCUGAGUACUGAAACUGGACCCUCAUCUGGAAGCGACAUUGCAGCGAGUGGAUAUAAUUCUGCCAAAGAUGGUAGAAGAAAUGUUGAGACUAGUAAUCGUGGAAAAUGUUCAGCUCAUAGUAAGGAGUUAAUUUGUCCUCAUCUGGUAAGUGCUAAUUCUAGUCAUGAUGAAUCUUAUAGGUAUAGAAGUAGUACUACAGCUAGUACUUCAUUUAUAGAACAAGAAACUUCAGACCUUGUCUCUAUAAAUGAUUCAGCUAACCAGAAUGCAGUCAAUGCUAUUGAUAAUUCAGAAAAGGGUGUACCUCCAAUCUUUCCUGGGCCAAGUAGUUCAUCUUCUCAAACACUUGGGGAUUCUUUCUCUGAUGGGGUGUCUGCUGAGAAUCAUGCAAGUGAAAUAACAACUGCACAUAAUUCUUCUGUUUCUCAUGUCCCUGCAUUACCCAUAACUUUUCAGUCACAAGCAGAUGAAUCUAUUAGAGGGGCAUUGCCUGCUGGUUUAGGAUUUCUUGUGUCUAAUAGGGAACAAAGCCGGCUUGAUGGAAGUGUGUUGCAUGUGGAUGUUGUUAGUAUCUCUUCCAACAUUUUGUCUAGUGGCAGUGCUGAUGCCAGUAACCAUGAGGCCAGAAGGAAUAGUAGGAGAUUGUUUUGGGAUUCAUUUUCAAGGCGUAGUUCUAGGAGGCUUAUUGACUCUUCAGCCGUUGUUUUCUCUGCGGAUGAUGUUGGUGAUCUAGGAUCUCAUAACAGAUGGCUCCUUGACUUUAGUGGUGACUUCUUCGAUGAUGGUGUAAGAGGUGAUUCAGGUUACUUAGGCAGUAGAAUUCUCAGCUGGAAUGAACAAAGACGACAUUCAAGAUCUGAGACUUGGGAAAGACUUCGCUCUGGCUAUGAUGAGAAUGGUCAGCAAACUAGAAUCUGCCCAUCUGGUAUCCAUCCUGAUGGUUCGUGCCCAUGUGAGUCAUUUGUUAUGAGUGAUGAGUCUCAUUCUCAUGCAAUAUCUCGAAUAGUCAUGCUUGCUGAAGCUCUAUUUGAGGUCCUGGAUGAAAUUCAUCACCAUCCUGUAUCACUUUCUCUUUCUAUGGUCUCGCUUCCUGCCCCAGAAUCAGUUGUUGACUCAUUCCCUCUCAAAAAUCACAAGAAGGCAGACAAAGCUGGGGGUGGAGGGGAAGAUGUUGAACAAUGUUACAUUUGCCUUGCUGAAUAUGAGGAAGGGGACAAAAUACGAGUUCUUCCUUGUCACCAUGAAUAUCACAUGUCUUGUGUUGAUAAAUGGCGAAAAGAGAUACACAGGGUAUGUCCACUUUGUCGAGGAGAUGUUUGUCAGGUUGCCACCACAUCAUGUAACACAGAAACUCCUAACAUUUGACAGAAGUGUGAAUAUCAAUGUAAAUGGUGACAGGUUUUUUCCCUAUUAAUGUUGUAUUACAGCAAAUUUUAUACUGUAUCAAAAUUUCUUGUUAUGAAAUUAAAUAUUCCCAUCUUGAGGCAUCUCCUCAUGAUUUAGCUCUGCAGAACUAAAGAAAUGAAAUUUUGCUGGCAUAGCAAUUCUUUCA
This is a messenger RNA of Mangifera indica (mango), 3379 nucleotides long. RefSeq lists its product as uncharacterized. Bases 1606 to 3192 code for a protein of 528 amino acids. The transcript is spliced from 6 exons. Lineage: Eukaryota; Viridiplantae; Streptophyta; Magnoliopsida; Sapindales; Anacardiaceae. The record is from RefSeq and is a predicted model, not a curated record.